AUGGCCCGCUUCACUCCCCUCCGCGUCCUCGUCGGCACCUCGCUCUUCGCCUCGCUCGCUCUCGCGCAGACCGCCGCCCAGAUCAGCCAGGAGCAGCUCACGCUCGCGACACUCAUCCCGACCACCUGCAACACGCAGUGCCAAGCGUGGCUCUCGACCCUCGGGACCUGCCCCGCCGCAGCCGCCGCGACCUACGCGACCUGCGUCUGUGACGCGACGUUUGUCAGCAACUUCCAGACCUGCGCCGCGUGCUUGCAGACGUCUUUGACGGCCGAAAACGACGCGACCAACGCGGCGACGGCGACGAACGCUCCCACCGACCUGACCAACUACUGCGCGACCGCGGGCAACGCUGUCAGCCUCUCGUCGACGUCGACGACCUCUACCGCCGCCCGGACCACCGCCGCCGCAGCAGCAGCCGGCACGACGACGCAACGAACCUACAGUGUCUCGAUCCCGCCCAUCACCUCGGUCUCGCUCACCUUCUCGACCGUGACCUCGUCGUCCAGUCUCCCAUCUGGAGCAUCCGCCUCGUCGCAGACGGGCGAGAAGGUCGUCACUCUCCAGUUGACGAACGCGAACGUGCCGUUCCCGACUCAGUCGAAGGGCACGAGCGCGUUUGCCAACUCGGCGCAGAAGAAGGCCGGGUUUGCGGUUGGAAAGGUCGUGGGAGCGUUGGCGGUUGUCGCGGGAGGGAUGAUGCUCGUCUGA
Molecule: messenger RNA, 711 nt
Organism: Rhodotorula toruloides NP11
Lineage: Eukaryota; Fungi; Basidiomycota; Microbotryomycetes; Sporidiobolales; Sporidiobolaceae
Exons: 3
Coding region: 1-711 (236 amino acids)
Source: RefSeq, a predicted model, not a curated record